AUGAUAGAUGACCUUCUACUUGACCCACAGCUUAAGUACUGGAUGUUGCUUCCUAUUACUGCAACAAUGGUGCUCGUAGGCUUGCUAAGAGCGAACAUCACCUACCUUCUUACGCCACGUCCAAAGGUUGAGCCAGUGAAGAACGCCAGAGAGAAAUCAUUUCUUAAGCGUACAGCUGCAUUUAGGCAUAACUAUAAGGUUUUGACUGCAGAGGAGUUCAAGACCAGGAAAGCAUACUACUUGGAGAAGCUCAAGAGUGAUGACUUUUUGGCCAAGAAAGAAGGUGAAGAGGAUGUUAGAAAUCCAUUAGCUGAUGGCUCCUUCAAUGACGCUUUGAUGAAUAUGGCCAAGGGAAACAUGAUGAACUUCAUUCCUCAGACAUUGAUUAUGGCGUGGGUGAACUUCUUCUUUGCCGGGUCCGUGGUUAUGAAGCUUCCAUUCCCACUUACAGAAGGAUUCAAGAGUAUGUUGCAAAGUGGUGUUAACACCCCAGACUUGAGUGUCAGAUACGUGUCUGCCAUCUCUUGGUACUUUGUCAAUUUGCUCGGUCUCAGACCAGUCUACUCUUUGCUCAUGAACGAUCCUGAGUCAGCACAAGCUUUGGUAAACCAGCAGCAACAACAAUCGUCAAUGCCUAAUUUAGGUGCCCCUGGCGGUCCUAAACCAGAACAAGUGUUCCAGGCCGAAAGUGAAAAUAUUCAGCUUUUGCAGCACGAGUCCAUCUACGACGGCAUUGCCGCAAGAAUUUUGAACAAGUAUUAG
Messenger RNA from Candidozyma haemuli, 762 nucleotides. RefSeq lists its product as uncharacterized. The coding region runs from base 1 to 762 and encodes 253 amino acids. NCBI's taxonomy places the organism in Eukaryota, Fungi, Ascomycota, Pichiomycetes, Serinales, Metschnikowiaceae. The record is from RefSeq and is a predicted model, not a curated record. Gene Ontology annotation, cellular component: membrane; EMC complex. The transcript has 2 exons. Gene Ontology annotation, biological process: protein folding in endoplasmic reticulum.